GCUACAGUUGAAUCAAAUUUUCUUUUUCCGGUUUCGAUUGCAAGGAAAUGUCCGUUGAAGAAACAAAAUUGAAAUUGCAACAAAUUUUAGCAAAAUGCAAGAAUAUGUGCAUCGAACCGAAAGCUUUCGCGUGUGUGCAAAAAUUUUUAAGUGAAAAUGAAAGUGAAGGUGGUGAGAGUAAAAGCUGGAAGCUAUUGAAAUUUUGUUUGAUCUUUGCUUUACUGGCAUAUGGCUAUGAUUAUUUCUGCAAUGAGCUAUCGUCAAAGCGUUGCAUAUUGGAAUUACCACGCCCACUUCGCUACGCCUUUCGACCGCCGGAAGAGUGCGAUUUCUGCGCGAACAUUGAGAGUGCGAUACGAUUGCGUGGCAUAACGAGUGAAGAAUUUGCGUCGAAAUAUGCCUACACUGGAAGCCCAGUAAUUGUGGAGGAUGCAACAAAGAAUUGGACUGCACCAACAAAAUUCAAUUACUGGUAUUUUCGCGAUGUCUACACAAAUGCGAAACGUAAACAAAAAAUUCUCGAUUGCCAAUUUCUUCCCUACAAGACUGGUUUCAAAAAUCUCUACAAUGCAUUGGAUAUGCCAAAGCAGCGUGUAGACUUGCAACCCGGCAGUGAGCCAUGGUACUUUGGUUGGAGCAAUUGUAAUCCCGAAACGGCCGAAGAGUUUCGUAAGCAUUAUGGACGUCCCUACUUUCUACCGCCCACAUCUGAGAAUAAUGCAGUCGAUUGGUUUUUCAUCGGCACAGCUGGUUUGGGUGCACACAUGCAUAUCGAUAAUGUGCGUCUGCCUUCGUGGCAGGCACAGCUGUCGGGCAGUAAACGUUGGCUACUCGCACCGCCACCAGAAUGCUAUUUCAAAUGCAAACGCUUCGAUACAAUUGUGCGCACAGGCGAUAUAAUUGUACUGGACACCAACAAGUGGUACCAUCAGACGUUUGUGCAACCGGGUGAAGUUAGUCUAACCAUUGGCGCUGAGUAUGAUUAAGAGAGACCAUCGGUCUACUGCAAUUGUCAUCACUAAAAACUAAAUUUUCAUUAAAUCUUCAUUUGGGUGGGUCACCAAAACAAGUUGCGGUUUUUUCACGCGAUUUAUAAAAUUUAUUACCUUUAUUCUAAGC
Rhagoletis zephyria (snowberry fruit fly) is the source of this 1119-nucleotide messenger RNA. RefSeq lists its product as uncharacterized. Gene Ontology annotation, molecular function: 2-oxoglutarate-dependent dioxygenase activity. NCBI's taxonomy places the organism in Eukaryota, Metazoa, Arthropoda, Insecta, Diptera, Tephritidae. The record is from RefSeq and is a predicted model, not a curated record.